This is a messenger RNA of Labeo rohita (rohu), 2620 nucleotides long. It is a transcript of the gene gtf3c4, whose product is annotated as general transcription factor IIIC, polypeptide 4. Gene Ontology annotation, cellular component: transcription factor TFIIIC complex. Gene Ontology annotation, biological process: transcription initiation at RNA polymerase III promoter. The record is from RefSeq and is a predicted model, not a curated record. Lineage: Eukaryota; Metazoa; Chordata; Actinopteri; Cypriniformes; Cyprinidae. Bases 32 to 2353 code for a protein of 773 amino acids. The transcript is spliced from 5 exons. Gene Ontology annotation, molecular function: protein binding; histone acetyltransferase activity.
CUGGAGACGGGGUUUAUUUUUAUACAGAAAAAUGGCGGCUUUAGGCUCAAAUACUACCUCGGAGAAAGCAGGCACCGCGUCUGAAGGCCAGUCGGGACCGGAUAAUGAUUUUUGUGCGGGACAGGUUCCAGUGGUUCUGCGGGAUCCAGCGAUUAAAUUGCUGAGUCCGGUUAGCGGUCUAGAGCCCCUGUCGUGGGCAGAGGAUCACAGACUGGCGGCCUCCAGCACUAACAGCGUGUCUAUCAUGGAGCUGGUGUCUGACAUACACAGUCUCAGUCAAAAUCUGGUGCUGCAUCGCAGUCACAUCCCUGUGCCGGACAGCGCUUGUGAUCUCAAGGUGGGCCCAGAAAAGGAAGUCCAAACUGUUAAAGAAAGCUUUGCAAAGAGUAAAGAUCCAGUAAUAAGCCAAAUGAUGCUGAUAGACAGAGUCAUCCAUCCUCAAUGUGGACGUCUCCAUGGCGUGAAAUACACCAGCUGGUCACCAUUAGGCUGCGACAAAUAUGGCCGCUGUCUUCUUGCUUUCUUAACACUGGACAAUCGUCUUACAAUCCACAGCAGUCACUCGCGAUUGCGAUGGACGACUCUCCUGGACCUUACAGAACUAUAUGGGGAAAUGUUAAAAUCCAGAAACUACUCUGCUCAGAACGACGGCUCACCACCAAACUCCAUUAAAGACUUGGAUGAACUGCAACGGCGGUACCGUAUGCAGACGCCAGUCCGCAUGGAAUGGUCGGGUCUGUGCAGUAUGCAGCAAGUACAGACCAAUAAUGCCUGUAAAGAUGUUAGCACAGUGCUUCUGGCUGUACUAAUGGAGAACGGAGACGUGGUAGUGUGGCAGUUCAGCUUGCCCCCAAAGGGAAAGGAUUCAGUAGUGUCUUGCAACACUAUAAUAUCCGGAGUGUUGUCACCAAGCGUGCUCACCUGGUGGGAAUAUGAGCACAGCGGGCGGAAAAUGAGUGGACUGAUUGUGGGAAGCUCAGUUGGACCUGUAAAGAUCCUUCCAGUCAACCUCAAGGCAGUGAAGGGUUACUUCACCCUCAGGCAGCCUGUGGUUUUAUGGCAGGAUAAGGACCAGAUACCCGUACACAACAUCAAAUGCAUUACGCUCUUCCAUCCACACCAGAAAUGCAACUGCAGCCUAGUGGUUGCUGCACGUGGUCCUUAUGUGUUCUGGUGCUUGUUGCUGAUCUCCAAAGCUGGUCUCAAUGUUCACAACUCCCAUGUUACAGGCCUUCAUUCCACGCCUAUCAUAUCAAUGACAGUCUGUCAUAACAGCGGGACUAUUUUCACAUGUUCACUAGAUGGUAAGGUGAAAAAGCUCAUGCCUGUUUUCACAGACGUUGCAGUUGAGUUUAAACAGGAGGAGAUUGUUCUCCCAGAGGGAGUUGUGGGGCGUCGUAUACAUGGCAUAUCCAUGAGUCCAAACGGUGCCUACUUGGCUCUCAUCUCUAACGAGGGCAUGAUCAGUGGGCUUCAUCCUGUCAAUCGCACUUACCAGGUGCAGUUCGUCACCCUUAAGACUCCAGAUGAAGCGGCUGCUGAGCUGCUUGAGUCUCAAAUGCACAGUCUCUUCAGCAAGACCGACAUGCUGGACCUGCUACGAUGGCGGAUACUGAAGGACAAAAGCAUCCCUUUGGAUCUUCAGAACAAUCUAGAUGAGAAGCUCCGAACCUCAGGGUCCACUUACUUAUGGCGCCUCAAGCUUUUCCUUCUCCGGACGCUCUAUAAGUCUAUGCAGAAAACCCCUUCAGAGCACCUGUGGAGGCCGACUCAUAGGGAGUUAGUCGCAGAUGAGGAGGCAGGUGGAGGUGAAGAAGAGAUGGCGGAGAUCUCCGCUCUAGAGGAGCUCAGGCAAGCCGACGCCGAAAGGCAGUCCAGUGAGGAACAAAUGAGGGAAAUCAGCAGCAGGAUCGAAGAGGUGGAGUCCCAACUGAUCCGCGAGAACAUGAAGAAGGUGCUGGGCGAGGUUUACCUGCACACCUGUGUUACACAAAACACAUGUAUACCUACCAAAGGUGUGUGUGACUUCCUCACAAAUGACCCUGCAAAUGAAGACAGGGCAGCCAAGGUGCUGAUAGGUCAUAUCAUGAAUAAGAUGAACAAACAGACGUUUCCAGAGUAUUGCAGCCUCUGUAAAGAAAUUCUGCCUUUCACGGACUGCAAACGGGCAGAGUGUAAGAAUGGGCACAGAUGGCUCAGGUGUGCGCUGUCAUAUCAGGCCUGUCAGGGUGUGACAUACCGCCGCUGUCUAUUGCAGGACAGUAUUGCCUCAGUAGCAGAGCCCGAGGAUUCAGACUGGAUCAAGAAAAUACUCCAAGGUCCCUGCAUCUUUUGUGACUCCCCUUUCUACUAAAGCAGCGGGGUGAAAGAUGGCAAAAUCUCCACGGCUGACUACUGGAUUACUUAAAUGGGUUGCAUCCCAGAUAAAUGACUAAAUGCCUUUUAUUACUUGAAAGAGAAACAUAAAGUAUUUGCUAAUUAUUUUGUAAUAUAGGACAUUUGGGAGACAUUCUUCUCAACAGAUCUUUAUUUUAAAGCCAAGCUUUAGCUAAAAAGUGAUGUAUAAUUUUUAUAUCAUAAAAAAAUAUGACUGUAUGUGUUAAUAAAUUAUUCUAUUGAA